AUGUGGCCCCUGGCGUGGGUCCUCACCUUGCUGACCCUGGGUUUGACAGGAGGCAUUUGUCAGGAACACCCCAAGAUCAUCGCCAACUCCACCAGCCCCACUGGAGUACACCUGCCUGGGGGGUAUACCUGCAAACCCCACUCUCAGCCCUGGCAAGUGGCCUUGCAGGUCCAUGGGCGGCUGCUCUGUGGGGGGGUCCUGGUGCACCCCAAGUGGGUCCUCACAGCGGCCCACUGCCUGAAGGAAUACUACCAAGUGUACCUGGGCAAACAUGCCCUGAGCCGCGUGGAGGAGGGCGAGCAGGUGUUGGAGGUGGCCCGCUCGGUACCGCACCCCCAGUACCGGGCCAGCCCCACCCACAUGGACCACGACCACGAUAUCAUGCUCCUGGAGCUGAAGACCCCGGCCCAGCUCAGCGACCAUGUGAAGGUGCUGCCCCUGUCCCGCCAGGACUGCCUGCCCACGGGCACUGCCUGCAUUGUGUCCGGCUGGGGCACCACCACCAGCCCCCAGGUGAGUUACCCCCAGGCCUUGCAGUGUGUCAACAUCGAGAUCCGUUCGGACGAAGAGUGUCGCCAAGUCUAUCCGGGAAAAAUCACCCUCAACAUGUUGUGUGCUGGCACCCAGGAGGGUGGCAAGGACUCCUGUGAGGGGGACUCCGGAGGACCCCUGCUCUGCAACGGGACCCUCCACGGCAUCAUCUCCUGGGGCGACUUCCCAUGCGGCCAACCCAACCGUCCUGGCGUCUACACCCGUGUUCCCCGCUACAUUUCCUGGAUCCGACAAGUUAUCCGCAAGCACACAGUCCCGAACAGGAAAGGGGUGAAGGGCCUGAAAUAA
Suncus etruscus (white-toothed pygmy shrew) is the source of this 840-nucleotide messenger RNA. Its product is annotated as kallikrein-13-like. The record is from RefSeq and is a predicted model, not a curated record. NCBI's taxonomy places the organism in Eukaryota, Metazoa, Chordata, Mammalia, Eulipotyphla, Soricidae. The coding region runs from base 1 to 840 and encodes 279 amino acids. Gene Ontology annotation, biological process: proteolysis. The transcript has 5 exons. Gene Ontology annotation, molecular function: serine-type endopeptidase activity.